This is a messenger RNA of Monascus purpureus, 6074 nucleotides long. NCBI's taxonomy places the organism in Eukaryota, Fungi, Ascomycota, Eurotiomycetes, Eurotiales, Aspergillaceae. The record is from the annotation of a GenBank genome assembly.
CGCUGAUUCCGCCCCGUCCCCUUCUCCCUCCCCCCUUCCUCUUCCUUCAUUCGAUGCCGCCUUCUCAAAUGCCCCGGUCGCGGUCUGCAUAAAUGGCGGAAGUUGAGAAUGGCUCUCCGAGCCAACCGGCCCAGAUUGCGGCCUCCGCGUCCCAGCCAGAUGAGAUUGACAUUAACGGGGCUGAUGCGUCAGCGCAUUCCCAAUCUCCAGACUCGCUGAACCUUGACAGUCCUGAUUUCCAAUAUGAAUCGGAGUUACAGGAUGUCAAUGCUGAUAACACGGAAAGGUCCAAUUCGUUGAACCAGGAAACGCAGCCUGCGGAAGAUUUGUUGCCCGCAGAGGAUGCUUCCAGUUCCCCCCACGACGUUGUUGUCGAACCCGCAGAGACUGAAAACGAGCCAGCUCCGGAAACAGAACCAAAAGGCGAUUCUUUGGACGGUGCAGUUGAGGUUCAAAUGGCCCAGGAUGACAAGGAAUUUCACGGGCAGCAUCACGUACCCCCUUCGAUAUCCGUAACCGAUGAACCGGAGCCAGAUACAAGAAUGCGCUCAGAUUCGAGAUCCACAGCUGCUACAUUUGCUACUCAGAGGUCGGGAAUUGUCAGCUCGACGGUAUUUAUCGUCACCGCGCUUGACACGAUCGGUUCUUCCAGAGAAGUGCGGAGAGACAAGGCGCUCGAGGCUGCCGUGAAGACCGCUCUUGCAAACGUCAAACAAUCGGAUCAGACUCCAAUCGACCCAGAAGUUAUCUUUCAUCCUCUCCACCUCGCAACCAAGAGUUUCAGCAUACCCCUGCAAGUUACUGCGCUAGAUUGUAUUGGCAAAUUGAUAACCUACUCAUAUUUUGCAUUCCCCUCACCCGGUGCUGCCGCCACCGCAGCACAGCAGACAACACAAGAACAACCACCUCUGAUCGAGCGCGCAAUUGAUGCGAUUUGCGAUUGUUUUGAGAAUGAGGCCACACCGGUGGAGAUCCAGCAGCAGAUCAUAAAGUCACUUCUCGCGGCUGUUCUAAAUGACAAGAUAGUUGUCCAUGGAGCUGGUUUAUUGAAGGCUGUCCGCCAGAUCUACAAUAUAUUCAUAUACUCUAAAUCAAGUCAGAAUCAACAAGUCGCUCAAGGAUCCCUAACGCAAAUGCUCAGCACCGUUUAUGAAAGGGUGCGCAUGAGGCUUGAAUUGAAGGAUCUGCGAUUGCGAGAGGGCGACAAGGCUCUAGGAAGCUCUUCAGACACUGCAACUGUAGAUGCAGGAGAGUCGGCUCAGUCUAACGAGCAAGAUGGCAUGUCGGAUGCACCUUCUGUAGCAACGCCUGACCAACCUGUUGCGAAGGAGCCCGUUGAAAAGCUUACACUUCAGAGUUUUGAAUCCCCGAAAGAGGAUCCUUCCGUCCAUGAGAACGCUCCGACUAUGGUCACGCGGGCCAGGACUGGCCGAGCUACUUUGCGAUCCAUUUCUGGUACUUCGGGGGAAAAGGAAGAGGGUGAGGGCCCUACUGAUGACGACGUGGACGAGAUAUACGUUAAGGAUGCCUUCUUGGUCUUUAGGGCAUUAUGCAAGCUGAGCCAUAAGGUUCUCAGCCAUGAUCAACAACAAGACAUAAAAUCUCAAAAUAUGAGAUCAAAACUGCUGUCCCUCCAUCUCAUUCAUUAUAUUAUCAAUAAUCACAUCGAGGUGUUCAUGUCUCCGCUUGCAACGAUAAAAAAUAACUCCAACAAUUCUGAUGCUACAACAACACUCCUGAAGGCUGUGCGACCACAUCUCUGUCUAAGUCUCAGCCGCAAUGGCUCAAGUUCCGUACAACGGGUCUUCGAAGUCUGCUGUGAAAUAUUCUGGGUUAUGCUCAAGAAUAUGAGAGUCAAAGAACUUGAGGUGUUCUUGAAGGAAAUCUACCUGGCGAUCCUCGAGAAGCGCAAUGCACCUGCUUUCCAGAAGCAAUAUUUCAUGGAGCUGCUAGAGAGGCUGUCGGGCGAUCCCCGUGCUUUAGUGGAGAUCUAUCUCAACUACGAUUGCGAUCGAACAGCUCUGGAGAAUAUUUAUCAGAACGUUAUUGAACAACUGUCUCGAUAUUCGAGUUCCCCAGUAGCCGUGACUCCGACUCAAGAGCAGCAAUACCAGGAGAGUCAUGUCAAGGCUUCUAGUAUUGGUUCCGAAUGGCACCAACGUGGCACUCUUCCUCCUUCGCUCUCGUCCGCAAGCAUUUUGAGUCCCCCACACCCUAAUGCUCAGCAAAUCCCUCCAGAAUACGUAUUGAAACACCAGGCUCUCGAGUCCUUAGUGAGCCUUCUACGCUCGUUGGAUAAUUGGGGAUCACAAGGCCUAAUGGACCAUAGUGAUCCCUCUUCCAAAGCGUCCAUUCAAAAGUCAUUCGAUAAUCCUAGGGAGUCGAUUGAUACGAGCAUUUUACCCUCACCAAAGGCUGAAGGUGUUGAGGGCGGAAUUGUGGCCGAAGAUGACCCGAGCCAGAUAGAGAAAGUGAAGCAAAAGAAAAUUGCGUUGAUGAAUGCAAUCCAACAGUUCAACUUCAAGCCUAAGCGAGGAGUCAAGCUUCUUAUUCAGGAGGGUUUUAUACGAUCUAGUUCUCCGGAGGACAUUGCUGCAUUCUUGAUACGCAACGAUCGUCUAGACAAAGCCAUGAUAGGAGAAUAUCUUGGGGAAGGUGAUACAGAAAACAUUGCAAUCAUGCAUGCAUUUGUGGAUUUGAUGGACUUCUCGAAACGACGCUUUGUCGAUGCUCUGCGCCAGUUCCUGCAGCAUUUCCGGUUGCCCGGAGAGGCUCAGAAAAUCGAUCGUUUCAUGCUCAAAUUUGCAGAACGCUACGUAACCCAGAACCCUAAUGCCUUUGCUAACGCAGACACGGCGUACGUCCUUGCUUAUUCAGUCAUCAUGCUCAAUACAGAUCAGCAUAGCUCCAAACUCAAGGGACGCCGUAUGACCAAGGAGGAUUUCAUAAAAAACAAUAGAGGAAUUAACGACAAUCAGGACUUGCCCGAUGAGUAUCUUGGUUCUAUCUUUGAAGAGAUUGCAACCAACGAGAUUGUCCUCAAUACUGAAAGGGAGCAUGCUGCAAAUGUUGGUCUCCCUACGUCUCCUCCUGCUGGCUUAGCAUCCCGGGCUGGGCAAGUCUUUGCGACUGUGGGAAGGGAUAUCCAAGGUGAAAGAUAUGCACAGGCUUCUGAAGAGAUGGCGAACAAGACCGAGCAACUCUACCGGAGCUUGAUCCGGGCGCAAAGGAAAGCGGCUGUCAGAGAGGCUCUUUCUCGGUUUAUUCCUGCAACAUCCGCAUUACACGCUGGCUCAAUGUUCAACGUUACCUGGAUGUCCUUCCUUUCUGGCCUGUCUGCCCCCGUUCGAGACACACAGAAUCUAGAGACUAUCAGGCUCUGCAUGGACGGUGUCAAGUUGGCGAUCCGCAUCAGUUGCGCAUUCGAUUUGGAAACCCCUCGAAUUGCGUUCGUGACUGCCUUGGCCAAGUUUACGAAUUUAGGAAACGUGAGUGAGAUGGUGCCAAAGAAUGUUGAAGCGUUGAAAGCAAUCCUGGAUGUAGCUCUCUUAGAGGGGAACCAUCUCAAAAGUUCCUGGAGGGAUAUUCUCACCUGCGUUAGCCAACUUGACAGACUUCAACUAUUGAGUGAUGGUGUGGAUGAAGGUACAUUGCCGGAUGUCUCAAGGGCGCGCAUCCUGCCCCAGCCAAACCCAGAGCAUCGCAAAUCCAUGCAAUCGACAAGGCGCCCUCGCCCUCGGUCGAUCCAUGCGGCCCCGAGUUUCCGCGUGGAGAUCGCGAUGGAAAGCCGGUCAGCAGAAAUGGUUCGAGGAGUUGACAGGAUCUUCACAAACACCGCAAAUCUCUCACAUGAAGCCAUAGUCGAUUUUGUUCGAGCACUUAGCGAGGUGAGCUGGCAGGAGAUCCAGUCCUCCGGAGAAAGCUCUUCUCCCAGGAUGUACAGCUUGCAGAAAGUUGUAGAGAUAAGCUACUACAACAUGACAAGAGUUAGGAUAGAGUGGUCGAAGAUUUGGGAAAUCCUUGGGCAGCACUUCAACCAAGUUGGCUGUCACUAUAACACAACAGUCGUCUUCUUCGCAUUGGACUCGCUUCGGCAACUCUCGAUGCGUUUUAUGGAGAUUGAGGAGCUUCCGGGAUUUAAGUUCCAAAAAGAUUUUCUCAAGCCGUUCGAGCAUAUCAUGGCGAAUAGUAACUCUGUGGCUGUGAAGGAUAUGAUUCUUCGGUGUCUUAUCCAAAUGAUCCAAGCACGCGGGGACAACAUUCGUUCGGGCUGGAAGACGAUGUUUGGUGUCUUCACGGUUGCUGCUCGAGAGCCUUAUGAGAGUAUUGUCAAUAUGGCUUUUGAACAUGUGACACAAAUCUACAACACUCGUUUUGGGGUUGUGAUAACCCAAGGAGCUUUUGCCGAUCUCAUCGUUUGCCUCACAGAGUUUUCUAAGAACAUUAGAUUCCAGAAGAAAUCACUGCAAGCCAUUGAGACACUAAAAUCGACUGUUACGAAGAUGCUCAAGACUCCUGAAUGCCCGCUCUCCCAUCGUCAUGCCGGCACUACUGAGGAGACUCCAUCUAAUCUUUCCAAUCAACUCAGCAGACAAUCUAAAGAGGAGCAAUUUUGGUACCCUGUUUUAAUUGCAUUCCAGGAUGUGCUUAUGACGGGUGAUGACCUUGAAGUUCGGUCACGGGCGCUUACCUAUCUUUUCGAAACAAUGAUUCGCUAUGGAGGUGACUUUCCUCCUGGAUUUUGGGAUGUUCUCUGGAGGCAACUUCUCUAUCCUAUCUUCGUGGUAUUACAGUCGAAGUCAGAAAUGUCCAAAGUACCCAAUCAUGAGGAGCUCUCUGUGUGGUUGUCAACGACGAUGAUACAGGCCUUGAGGAACAUGAUUACCCUCUUCACGCAUUACUUCAGCUCUCUUGAAUACAUGCUUGAUCGGUUCCUCGAACUUUUGACUUUGUGCAUUUGCCAGGAGAACGAUACUAUUGCUCGAAUUGGUAGCAACUGUCUGCAGCAGCUGAUACUUCAAAACGUUAUGAAAUUCAGGCAGGAGCAUUGGGAUAAGAUUGUGGGUGCCUUCGUCGAGCUCUUCUCCAGGACCACCGCAUACGAGCUAUUCACGGCUGCAGCUACCAUAUCCCCGAAGCAAGCGGGGACAAAAUCUUCUAAUGGAAAGGCAGCCAAGAAGAACAUUGCUGCUGAAGAAAGCAAGAAUGCUAUGGACUCUUCCAAGUCUAAUGGAUCGCAAAGUUUGACAUCCGAGCAUGAAGACGGAGAUGUGCCAGCCGCCCCUGCUGAACAACCUGCAACUUCGAACCCAGACCUGGAAGAUUAUCGGCCUCAGGCAGAUAUGCAACAGCCCCCAGCUGCAGUGACCGUGGCGCGACGCCGUUUUUUCAACCGUAUUAUCACCAAUUGCGUCCUCCAGUUGCUCAUGAUUGAGACAGUCCAUGAGCUCUUCUCGAACGAAAAUGUCUAUGCACAGAUUCCAAGUCACGAGCUCCUGCGGCUAAUGGGGCUUUUAAAGAAGAGUUAUCAGUUUGCGAAGAAAUUCAAUGAGGACAAGGAACUGCGGAUGCAGCUUUGGCGCCAGGGCUUUAUGAAGCAGCCGCCCAACCUGCUCAAGCAAGAAAGUGGCAGUGCGGCUACAUACGUCCACAUUCUCUUCCGCAUGUAUCAUGACGAGAGAGAUGAGAGGAAGAAUAGCCGGGCAGAGACUGAGGCUGCUCUUAUUCCUCUUUGUGCGGAUAUCAUUCGGAGCUUUAUUCGGCUCGACGAAGAUACACAACAUCGAAACAUCGUCGCCUGGCGACCUGUAGUUGUCGACGUAAUCGAAGGUUACACGAACUUCCCUCCCGAGGGAUUCGAUAAAUAUGUCGAGACAUUCUACACGCUUGGAGUGGAUCUCCUGGGCCGCGAUCUCAGUCCUGAUAUCCGCCUUGCGCUUCGGUCCCUGCUCCGGAGAGUCGGCAGAACAAGACUAGGCGUGCAGGCGCCUUCAGAAGCAUCCGGCAGCCGAAGAAGCUCUGUUGUCUCCGAGCAAUUCGUUGACGGAUCCAACAGUGACAAUCGAAGCCGUUGA